CGGCCGGACGGCGCGGGGCGGCAUGGCGGACUCUCCGCGGCGCGCGAAGCGGGGCUCGUGGGUGCGGGCGCGCAAGGCGCGACCCCAGCCGGCGCUGGGCCGCCGGCGCCGCCGCCGCCUCGAGGCGGGCCGCGGGGGGGGCCGGAAGCGCCUGCGGCGGCGGGUGCUGCAGGCGCGCGCGGCGGGCGCCGACUGGCGGGAGGGCGCGUGCGAGGGGCCGCGCGGCGCCGAGCCCGGCCCGGCCGCGGCCCCCGCCCCCGCCCCGGCCCCCGCCCCCGCCGCGGCCCCCGACCCCGCCCCGGCCCCCCGGACCCGCAGCCGCCACCCGUGCAUCCCCGUGCCGCGCGCCCUGGGCCCGGACCGCGUCCUGCUGCUGCUGCCGCUCGAGCAGGGCUACACGUUCAGCGGCACCUGCAGGCUCACCUGCGUCCUGGGGCAGGUGCAGGUGCUGGGCUGCACCCUGGGCCGCGGCCACGCCCGCGACCUGUUCUCCACCUACACGCACGUGCGCCUGACCAUCAACGCCGUCCACUACCCGGCGCCCGAGCGCAGCGACAAGGAGAUCAGGAAGGACGUGCACGCCGCGCUGAGGCCCUACUGCAGGCUGGAGGACCGGAACUGGGUGGUACAGAAGUACUCCCCUCUGUGCUCCGUGGUCUUGCUGGAGCGCGUGAAGAGCACCGUGAUGAACUACAUAGCCAGCCACCCGGGCCUGUCCACCGUCUUCGUCCAGGAGUCCCACAGCCAAGUCUCCGCGAGCACCAAAAAGACAAUUCGAGAGCUGCAGAACAUCGGGAUCAAGAAGGAGAAGGUGAAGAGUGGCCUGGAGAUGUCCGAGAGUGCCCUCUCGGCCCUGGAGGAGCUGGUCAGCCUGUCCUGCGAGGAGGUGGACGGCUGCCCUAUCAUCAUGGUGUGCGGGCAGCAGGACAUUGGGAAGUCGACGUUCAACAGAUACCUCAUCAACCAGCUCCUGAACAGCCUCCCGUGCGUGGACUACCUGGAGUGUGACCUCGGACAGACGGAGUUCACCCCUCCCGGCUGCAUUUCCCUCCUUAACAUCACGGAGCCGGUCCUUGGGCCCCCCUACACCCACCAGAGGACGCCCCAGAAGAUGGUGUACUUCGGGAGGACCUCGUGCCACAACAACUACGAGGGCUACAUCGAGGCGGUGAAGUACGUGUUCGCCACCUACAAGCGGGAGGCCCCCCUGGUCGUCAACACCAUGGGCUGGAUGACAGACAAGGGCCCGCUGCUGCUCGUCGACCUCAUCCGCAUCCUGGCGCCCAGCCACGUGCUCCAGUUCUCCUUCGAGAGUCGCAGCAAGCACAUUCCGGACAUCACGGCCAGCUACGUGGACGCCACGGACGGGCUGUACACCAGGAGCACGGCCCGGGCGCGCAGCCGGGGCUCGAGCUUCCUGCCCGAGCUGCCCGAGCCGGAGCUGGCCGAGGACGAGAGGGCGGGCCCUGCCAUGACCGCCUCACACAAGCUCAUCCACAUCCGAUCCGAGUUCACCAUCCGGAGAUUCGGACGCAACAGGGAUCCGUUCAACAAGGUCCUGCGGGACCUGGCCGUGCUGGGCUACCUGAGCCUUCUGCAGCCGCCCGCGCCCCAGCCCCUGCGGCCUCUGCAGGCCCUGACGCCCUACCAGGUCCCUUUCAACGCCGUGGCGCUGCGGGUCCUGCAUUCCGACGUGGCCCCCACCCACAUCAUGUACGCGCUGAACGCCAGCUGGCUGGGCCUGUGCCGGAUAGCGGAUGAAGUGCGUGGGUACAAGGACGGGCCCGUCCUGCUGGCCCAGAGCCCGCUGUGCGACUGCCUGGGCUUCGGCAUCUGCCGGGGCGUCGACAUGGAGAAGAAGCUCUACCUCAUCCUCACGCCCGUGCCCCCGGAGCAGCUGCGCACCGUCAACUGCCUGCUGCUCGGCGCCGUCUCCAUCCCCAGCUGCGUCAUCAAGAACCAGAGUGGCCCGGAAGGGACCAUCCCCUACACCACCACCGACUACAACUACAAGCUCCCGGGCGCCUCGGAGAAGAUCGGGGCCAGGGAGCUGGAGGAGGGGGUGGAAGAGAGGCUGCCGCCCAGAGAGAGGCCGCGCAGGAAGAAGUCGGAGCAGGGACUCUUGUGAGGGGCCGCGGGGGCCCCCGAGCAGUGCCCGCCGCUGUCCUCCGGAGGGGGCGUGGCCAGGACGUCGUGGACUGGAGCGCUCCGUGCGUUACACAGGCCCGAAGCUGUCGGGGCCGGCUCCCGGGUCGCACGGCGAGGGCAGGUGGCCUCGGGCCUCCGGAGGGAGCCGUGUGUGCUGGCAGACGCCCCGUGGAGGGCAUGGGACCAAGGUGGGCCCGCCUGCGGGCCAGGCCGCGCCCAGCACCCCGGGACAUCUCCAAGGCGCUCUCGGGUUUUUUUGUUUUACUUCCAAGCCGCACCCAGUGACGCUGAGGGCGACUCCUGGCCCCGCGCUCACGUCACUCCUGGUGACAGGACAUGCGGGGUGCCGGGGACUGAGGGGCCUGCUGCAUGCCAGGCCGGCCCUUUCCCCGCCGCCCCCUCCCCAGCCCCGUCUGUGUAUCUGGGUUAAUGCUGAAAAAGUCGCUCGUCAGUUCUGA
Messenger RNA from Sorex araneus (European shrew), 2606 nucleotides. RefSeq names its product nucleolar protein 9 (gene NOL9). NCBI's taxonomy places the organism in Eukaryota, Metazoa, Chordata, Mammalia, Eulipotyphla, Soricidae. Bases 23 to 2128 code for a protein of 701 amino acids. Gene Ontology annotation, molecular function: polynucleotide 5'-hydroxyl-kinase activity. Gene Ontology annotation, cellular component: nucleus. Gene Ontology annotation, biological process: cleavage in ITS2 between 5.8S rRNA and LSU-rRNA of tricistronic rRNA transcript (SSU-rRNA, 5.8S rRNA, LSU-rRNA). The transcript has 12 exons. The record is from RefSeq and is a predicted model, not a curated record.